This is a messenger RNA of Bombyx mori (domestic silkworm), 5661 nucleotides long. RefSeq names its product bifunctional heparan sulfate N-deacetylase/N-sulfotransferase (gene sfl). Gene Ontology annotation, cellular component: Golgi apparatus. Gene Ontology annotation, molecular function: heparan sulfate N-sulfotransferase activity; deacetylase activity. NCBI's taxonomy places the organism in Eukaryota, Metazoa, Arthropoda, Insecta, Lepidoptera, Bombycidae. The transcript has 15 exons. The coding region runs from base 635 to 3334 and encodes 899 amino acids. The record is from RefSeq and is a predicted model, not a curated record.
UAGUUUCAGUUCAGUACGCUCUCUGACGCGCGAUAGAACGGUGGCAUCGCCAGACGCGAUCUCGACCGUGAUACGCGCACGUAAUGUGUGACAAUAAGUGUUGCUUCCUCUUUGCUAUCUAAAUUUUAAUGUGUUUAAUGAUAUAGUAUUUAACGGUUUUUCUAGCGUUAUUACAUUUAUAAUCAACAAUAUUUUAUUAAUUAUCGUCGUUUAAUUAAUAUCUGCCAAUGAAAUCUACUUGAAGACGAAUCGUAUCGAUGACCGACGGGCCUGCUGAGUGUGGAUGGCGUCAGACACGGAUGCCAUAGGCUCUAUCAGCAACAGCGAACGACAUCGCCGUGAUGAGCACAACCCGCCAAAAUGCGUCAGCGGCCUUUUUAAACCGGGAACUGACGCGUUGGUCGGCUCGAGAUGGCCAUAAACUGUGGAGCGCGCGCAUACUGCCACCCCGCGUACGCGCACUCUCAUGCCCUACCGCGGCGCUAUGAAAUGUGGAAACACUGCAGGUGGCGACAGAAAACGUCACCACCAAGGACAAACGCAGCUGUUAGGGUGCCCAGAUAGAGACGUUUAGAAGUGUUUUCCUUAGAGGCCUAAGUGUUACUGUUCAGUGUAAAUAUAGUGGUGUGUGUAAAUGUUAAGAAUGACGGGCGAAAACCGGGGCGCUCGCGCUCCAUUACUUGAGUGCGGGAGUGGCGAAUACUCGCAUAACCAUAAGACGUUAGCGCCGCGGUGUUGCUUCUGGUUGGCCAGCCACGUCAACGUCAGAAAAUGCGUCGCUGGCGUCAUGCUGCUAUCCGUCCUCACCAUAUUGUUUUACUCCUAUUAUGUCACAAUACCUCUGACCAGCUUAGUGUGGCGAGAUCGAAUCCCGCGUCCACUCACCCAGUGUUCAUUGCUCGCUUCGCAACAGCAAGCUGCGCGCGAUCAUCGUUCGGACGCCCGACUUCGUAUCGACGCUAAAGUACUUGUUAUAGUAGAAUCGGCCUACUCACGACUUGGUCGCGACAUCGCCGAGCUCCUUGUCGCCAACCGUAUAAGGUACAAAAUUGAAGUAGCAGGCAAGAGUCUGCCUGUACUCACCACUUUGGACAAGGGGCGUUACGGCGUGAUCGUGUUCGAAUCUCUGUCGAAAUAUGCCAAUAUGGAUAAAUGGAAUCGAGAGCUACUCGACAAAUACUGUCGGGAGUAUUCCGUUGGAGUAGUCGGCUUCGCGACGCCUAGCGAAGAGACCUUGGUCGGCGCACAGCUAAAAGGAUUUCCACUAUUCAUGCAUACUAAUUUGAGGUUGAAGGAUGCAACGUUGAACGCUGCUUCACCCGUAUUGCGAUUGGCUCGUGCUGGAGAAACUGCCUGGGGCGCGCUUCCUGGUGACCACUGGUCGGUGUUCCGAGCCAACAGCUCUACCUACGAACCUAUCGCGUGGGCGCUUAGAGAACACGAUUAUGAAACUGAUGGAGAGCGGAUGCCGCUGGCAACUGUGAUACAAGACCACGGCCGUUUGGACGGCGUCCAACGCGUUCUGUUCGGUAGUGGUCUACAGUUCUGGUUGCAUCGACUGCUUUUUCUGGACGCAUUAAGCUACCUCAGUCACGGGCAGCUCAGCUUGAGUCUGGAUCGAUGGAUAUUGGUUGAUAUCGAUGACAUCUUUGUCGGUGAGAAAGGUACCCGUCUUCACGAAGAAGACGUGGCGGCACUAUUGACGUCUCAGGCAGCACUGCAGCGAUUAGUUCCGGGAUUCAGGUUCAACCUCGGCUACAGCGCCAAGUACUACCACCACGGAACGCCAACGGAAAACCUCGGCGAUGACGCUCUGUUAAAACAUAGGGAAUAUUUUAAUUGGUUUUGCCACAUGUGGAACCAUCAACAGCCUCACCUGUACAACAACGUGUCUCAGCUCGAAGCGGAAAUGAUGCUGAACAAACAGUUCGCUCUAGAGCACGGGAUCCCGACGAACUCGUGCUACUCUGUGUCCCCGCACCACUCCGGAGUCUAUCCCGUACACGAACCUCUAUACGAAGCCUGGAGGAAAGUCUGGGACGUUAAAGUUACUAGCACGGAGGAGUAUCCUCACUUAAGACCAGCUAGAUUACGUCGCGGUUUCCGGCACCGGGGCGUGAUGGUGUUGCCGCGUCAAACGUGCGGUCUGUUCACGCACACGUUACUGUUGGAGCGUUAUCCGGGCGGGAGGCAUCGACUAGACCGCUCCAUACAGGGAGGCGAGCUCUUCCAGACUGUUAUCAACAAUCCGAUCAACGUGUUCAUGACCCACAUGUCGAAUUAUGGCAACGAUCGACUCGCAUUAUACACUUUCGAGUCGGUGGUCAAGUUCCUGAGAUGCUGGACCAAUGUGCGUCUUGCAUCAGCACCACCUUUGGCCCUGGCGGAGAAGUAUUUCCAACUGAGACCCGACGAACUGAACCCGUUGUGGGGGAAUCCGUGCGAUGACAUCCGACACCGCCGCAUAUGGUCCAAGAGUAAAUGGUGCGGCACACUGCCCAGACUCCUAGUGAUCGGUCCCCAGAAGACCGGCAGCACAGCCCUAUACACGUUCCUAGCGAUGCACCCAACACUGAAGCCGAACUUGCCCAGCCCGAGCACAUACGAAGAGCUACAAUUCUUCAAUAACAACAACUACCUUAAAGGACUGGAUUGGUACCUGAAUUUUUUCCCGCCAAGUCUAACUAACAACUCACAAAUAACAUUCGAGAAGUCGGCGACGUACUUCGACGGCGACCUGGUGCCGAGGAGAGCGCACGCAUUACUGCCCAACGCCAAGAUCAUUGCCAUACUGAUAUCACCAUCGAAACGUGCGUACUCCUGGUAUCAGCACAUACGCUCUCACGGCGACCCGAUCGCGAAUAAUUACACAUUCCACACAAUCAUCACGGCGAAUGACUCCGCACCGAAACAACUCAGGGAUUUGAGGAAUCGUUGCUUGAAUCCUGGGAAAUACAGUCAUUAUUUAGAACGUUGGUUGUCGGAGUACAGCGUGCACCAGUUGCACGUCAUCGACGGGUCGAUGCUGCGCUCUGAGCCGGCGGUCGUGAUGAACACGCUCCAGAAGUUCCUCAAGAUAUCGCCGCAUAUCGACUACAAUAAACUGCUCAAAUACGAUCCGAAAAAAGGAUUCUUCUGUCAAGUGGUCGGGGGCGAGAAAACGAAAUGCCUUGGGAAGUCGAAGGGUCGCGUGUACCCGCCGAUGGAGGAGCGCUCGGCCAAGUUCCUCAGGCGUUACUACACGCCGCAUAACACUGCACUGUCCAAGCUGCUGGUCAGGGUCGGCCGCCCCGUGCCGCACUGGCUCAAGGACGAGCUCUCGGCCAACGGAUGACCUCACACCGACUGCAACCUCCUGUUCUAUAAAUAAGGCGUAAUUUAAUAUACACUAAACCUGAAAAAAAGUUACUUAAAUAUGAAAAUCUAUAUAUAUAUAAAUGAAUUGCUGUUCGUUAGUCUCGCUAAAACUCGAGAUUGGCUGGACCGAUUUGGUUAAGUUUGGUCUUGAAUUAUUUGUCCAAGUUAUUUGUCCAAUUAUUUGUCCAAGUCCAAGAAGUCCAGAGAAGGUUUAAAAGGUAGAUAAAUAUGAAAAUGCUCGGAAUUAAAUAAAAAUAACAAUUUUGUUUUUGCUUUAAUGUGUCUGUCCCCCGUCGGACGCAUUUCUUUUGUUUGUUUUAAGUUUAUUUUAUACAACAGUUUAGGUAUUUUAUUUAUCGAUUGAGGCACUACGAAGUCUGCCGGGUCAGCUAGCUAGUCGAUAAUAAAAAGUACCCGUGAAACUUGCGAGCCGAUGUCGUAUUCCCCGGCCGCAUUACGUAGGUUAUUAUUUUUAUUAAUGAAAUUUACAUCGACACCGACGACUCUGACCGCUCCGGUGGACCGUAUAUUGUGUCCAGUUUUUUUAAUAUUUGAUAAUACUUUUUUGAGACACAACCAAACUGAUAUAAUUAAGAAAUUUUUAACGGCUUAAUCUCGGGUUCGUUGUCAUAAUACUACUAUUACGGACUUUUUCUCGAAAACUAUACAGAGCUUUCUUGGUCACCGUUCGUGAUCUUAAUUAUUUUUUAAUCAUAUUAACGGCUAGCAAUUACAAUAAAUUAAAAGUCGAGUCCGCUCCUAGUUUCGGGCGACGAUUUUCAGUUUUGGUAUAUACUAAAUUAUUAGAUCUCGCAAAUGUCGGAUCGUUGUUGAGAAAUAUUUAUUAAAAAAAAAAGAACGUUUUUAAUGUAAUAUUUUUAAGGGUUAUAAUACGACUUUUAAUGUAACUGGUAAAAUCCGGAUUGUAGUUUUUUUUUUUUUGUUAUACGUGUAGAGUAUGAAUGAUUGCGUUGCAAAUUUGAUUUCGAUUCAGCUGAGCGAGUCUAUCGGUGUCUUGUUGCGAAAGGCGCGGCGGCGUCGACUUAGGUGCUAUUCAGUUAUCGCAUGGAACUUGUUAAUAACGAUUCGCCUUCGUGUUGUUAUUAUUUAUUAGGCAACUAGAAAAUCCCGAUAAAAAAAAAGAGCUUAUUCAAAAUAACGUAGGGAGUUUUUAUUUUGUUUUUCGCGUCACUAUUAUUAGUAUUUUUCAUUCCAAAACGUUGCGAACCAUCUAUCGUAGGGCAUCGCUUUUGUUAAAUGUAUGGUUUUUUUUUGUUUACAAUUUACGUACCUGAAACGGAUGUGUAAUAUAGUUAAUUAUUGUACAUUUCAUGUCGAAUCUUAAUAAUGAAUCUAUCGUGAUAAUAAUUAUUUUAUAAACUGUUUUUUUUUUCAGUGCCAUAUUUAAUGAAAGCGGCACUAGAAUGUUUUUUUUUUUUUUUUGAAAAAAACUAUAGAUCAAUUUACUAGUCUUUUACAUUUUAAACGUGUAUUCGCGUAAAUGUUGUUUUAUUGCGCGAUAUUCAUAUCAAAUGUAAGUACACGAAUGAAUUAAACACAUACAUACAUACAUACAAUAUGUUUGUGUACUAAAACGCUCGAAGUACAUCUUUCGAAACAUCACUUUUAGUUACCCGUUUUAAAAUAAGGUAAAACGAUAUACAACAUAUAAAAGUUGAAUAAUAUUGCAUUAUAUUUUAAAUGGAAUGUUAUCGUAAACGACUCAAAGAAUUGUAUGUUGCAUAUAUUUUGAUAUGACAUGAUAUUUUGACGACGAAUAAUAUUGAAUGUUUUUUUAAAUGUGAAUACAACAUCGCUAUUAGACAAUUUUCUUAAUGUUUAUCGUCGAUACUUAUAUAGUAUAAGAAAUUGUUUUUUUUUUUUUUAAACGUACUGAAAUUUUUAUAUAGCUAAAUUUUAUAAUAAAGCUAUCGUAUGAAAUGUUUGUAAAUUCGAGUACAUAUUUCUUAUUUUUUAUUAAAUUUUCUCUAAUACAAUAAUGCAAAAUUGAAAUUACAUAUAUGAUUUUUGAAGUUAUUAUGAGACAGACAUAUUAGACGUGUAUUAUUACAAUUGUUGUUUGUAAUUCGAGUAAUAAUAAUUAUAUUCGAGAAUAUUAAUUAUGACUUAAUUGAAGGAGGCCGUGUGGCAGUACAGUUCAGUCUCUAAAUUAUUUAGUUGUUAAACUUAUUAUUCAACGACUAUUUUUCUUUGAAAUAAAACAGCCAAUGACUGCUCUUAAGAUGUGUUCUUCAUAAGAAAUUAACAACAUUACUUAUUUUAUAAUAAAACAUUUGAAAUUUA